CCCGACCCGUUGCCUCCCUCCGUGUCAGGAAGGACCUCGCCCCGUUCCCCUUAUGGCCUUCCCCUCUCCUUACUUGCGACCUUCUUCGCCGUUGCUGUCGUCUCCGAGUCGCGGAUCAGCCAUCGCCCGCCCAGGGCCGCCUGCAUUGUGUGGGACGGUGUUGGAGGAGGAGGCAGAUGCGCGGGCGUUGGUGGAGUCGUCAUCCGAGGAUCUACUGCGGCAAUACCUCCGGGUUUUGGAGCGGGCAAACUCUGUUGCGGCUCGGAAGGCUAUAGGUUCGGCAGGAGACUGUUGAUUUUAUGUCGGGGGCAUUGCCAUUGUGGAGAGCGGGGGAGACUCAGGAUCUGUGAGUGUGCGUGCAGCGCCCCGACUGCCGCAGAGCGUCUGUGUAUGACGAGGUUGUUGUGGAGCGGCUUUUGAAAUGGUAUUCGCGGGCGGUGGACUUCAGCAGGGCUCUCUCGAAGAAAACAUCGACGUCGAGCACAUUGCCAGUAUGUCUCUCUUCAGCGACUUCUUCAGUUAUGUGUCUUCAACUGUUGGUUCGUGGAGCGUACACAGUAUACAACCUUUGAAGCGCCUGACGAGUAAGAAGCGUGUUUCGGAAAGCGCUGCCGUGCAAUGUAUAUCAGCUGAAGUUCAGAGAAAUUCGAGUACCCAGGGAACUGCGGAGGCACUCGCAGAAUCAGUCGUGAAGCCCACGAGACGAAGGUCAUCUCAGUGGAAGAAGUCGACACACCCCCUAUCAGAAGUAGCAGUACACAACAAGCCAAGCGAUUGCUGGAUUGUUGUAAAAAACAAGGUGUAUGAUGUUUCCAAUUUUGCGGACGAGCAUCCCGGAGGAUCAGUUAUUAGUACUUAUUUUGGACGAGACGGCACAGAUGUUUUCUCUAGUUUUCAUGCAGCUUCUACAUGGAAAAUUCUUCAAGACUUUUACAUUGGUGACGUGGAGGCAAGCCACGACCCUCACGCUAGUAGGGUGGAGCCGACUCCAGAGCUGCUGAAAGAUUUCCGAGAAAUGAGAGCUCUUUUCCUGAGGGAGCAACUUUUCAAAAGUUCGAAAUUGUACUAUGUUAUGAAGCUGCUCACGAAUGUUGCUAUUUUUGCUGCGAGCAUUGCAAUAAUAUGUUGGAGCAAGACUAUUUCAGCGGUUUUGGCUUCAGCUUGUAUGAUGGCUCUGUGUUUCCAACAGUGCGGAUGGCUAUCCCAUGAUUUUCUCCACAAUCAGGUGUUUGAGACACGCUGGCUUAAUGAAGUUGUCGGGUAUGUGAUCGGCAACGCCGUUCUGGGGUUUAGUACAGGGUGGUGGAAGGAGAAGCAUAACCUUCAUCAUGCUGCUCCAAAUGAAUGCGAUCAGACUUACCAACCAAUUGAUGAAGAUAUUGAUACUCUCCCCCUCAUUGCCUGGAGCAAGGACAUACUGGCCACAGUUGAGAAUAAGACAUUCUUGCGAAUCCUCCAAUACCAGCAUCUGUUCUUCAUGGGUCUGUUAUUUUUCGCCCGUGGUAGUUGGCUCUUUUGGAGCUGGAGAUAUACCUCUACAGCAGUGCUCUCACCUGUCGACAGGUUGUUGGAGAAGGGAACUGUUCUGUUUCACUACUUUUGGUUCGUCGGGACAGCGUGCUAUCUUCUCCCUGGUUGGAAGCCAUUAGUAUGGAUGGCGGUGACUGAGCUCAUGUCCGGCAUGCUGCUGGGCUUUGUAUUUGUACUUAGCCACAAUGGGAUGGAGGUUUAUAAUUCGUCUAAAGAAUUCGUGAGUGCACAGAUCGUAUCCACACGGGAUAUCAAAGGAAACAUAUUCAACGACUGGUUCACUGGUGGCCUUAACAGGCAAAUAGAGCAUCAUCUUUUCCCAACAAUGCCCAGGCAUAAUUUAAACAAAAUAGCACCUAGAGUGGAGGUGUUCUGUAAGAAACACGGUCUGGUGUACGAAGACGUAUCUAUUGCUACCGGCACUUGCAAGGUUUUGAAAGCAUUGAAGGAAGUCGCGGAGGCUGCGGCAGAGCAGCAUGCUACCACCAGUUAACAGUCUUUGGAAAGCUUGGCAAUUGAUCUUUAUUCUCCACGGCAGUUGCUUGUUUGUUUUGGGGUGAAUGACCGAAUGUACUGGCAUCCAUUCUUCUGUAGCCAUCAAUUUUGAACAGUAAGGAGCCACGAUUCGUCUCUGUUCUAUCAUUCUUCUUUCUGCUGUUUCGUGAGGGUUGGUGUCUUAAAAUGUGAAGUACUUUCAGAUUUCACCUCGAGCGAUAUGUUUCUUCAAAACGUCGUACCGGCUGUAAAAUGAUCAUGACCUCUGUAAAAACUUUAAAGAGUGCAUGUAACUGCGAUUAUGAGUGCAUGUAACUGCGAUUCCCAAUA
Molecule: messenger RNA, 2355 nt
Organism: Physcomitrium patens
Lineage: Eukaryota; Viridiplantae; Streptophyta; Bryopsida; Funariales; Funariaceae
Source: RefSeq, a predicted model, not a curated record